This is a messenger RNA of Talaromyces rugulosus, 1527 nucleotides long. RefSeq lists its product as uncharacterized. The record is from RefSeq and is a predicted model, not a curated record. The transcript is spliced from 4 exons. Lineage: Eukaryota; Fungi; Ascomycota; Eurotiomycetes; Eurotiales; Trichocomaceae. The coding region runs from base 1 to 1527 and encodes 508 amino acids.
AUGUUCUCCAAGGCCAAUUGGUUUAAAGCUCUAAGCCUCAGCCUGCUGAGCGCAGACUUUGCGCGCUCGGUUGAAUUGGGACCGAACGCCCAGGAUAUGCUCAACCAGUCCAUGACGAUCCUAGACGAUAUUUACGAUCCCAGUGCGGGCUACUUGUACUACUUUUACUAUCCUCUUGCAGCUGGUGCCCAUGAGACUCGGUCAAGUGUGUGGUAUUCUGUCGGCCUGCUCCAACGCAACAGUGGAAGCGACGUAGACGAGGCAGUGAAAAUUAUCGAAAACGUCAUCGGUGGCCAGGAGAAAGAUACGUCUGUACAGUGGUAUGGUGAUUACACCGUGUAUCCUGAGCAGCCGACUGUUGGGAGUGCUCCUUACGACCCCAAGAUUUAUAACACAUGGGACCCUAACUGGAGAGGCUUCAUUGGUACUGCUUUGAUCGUAAUCUAUGAAGAAUAUGGGAGUCUGCUGCCAGAAAAUGUCCAAGAUUUGAUUGUCGAAAGUCUAAAGAACACCACGAUAGGCGAUACAUAUCGUGUCAACGGUGUCGACGGCGAUAACCUCUCUCCUUCUUAUUCCAACCCAUGGCUAAUGAGAACCAUGGCGUCUUCUUGGACAGGACACAAAUUGAAAGAUUCCAACAUGACCACCUGGGGAGAUAAGUGGGCGGAGGAGUUUUUGGACCUCUUCGAUCGCAACCAAACAUUGUCCGAGUUUAACAGCCCAACAUAUGCUGCUGUGUCUCUUUAUGCUCUCACAUUGGCAGCAAAAUACCUUGGAAAUACCGACUCGGUUAUUGGUAAGAACGCAAAACGAGUCGUCCAGCAAAUAUGGGAGUAUGAGUCGUCGCUAUGGAACCCUAACUUAAGAAACUUUGCUGGACCUUGGGACCGCACAUAUGGUCUCGAUAUGAACAACUAUGUGUCCAUCAUGUCUCUAUGGAUCUGGUCGUUUGCUUUGGUUUCAAACUCGUCAAUUUCUCGUUUGUCUUCUUUCACCGGCGAGCACACGUAUAACGGAAACGCGUAUGCACCCCCGGCAGACCAGGAGCAGCGAAAUGUCACUUCCUGGCUUUCAUCCAACCUGACUAUCGGUGCACAAUCGUUCAACCUGGAUGUUGCCGGAGGCUACUCAAAAGAUAUCACUUCCUGGAGCCCGGCCGUUGUCCAAUGGCUACGUCCGGACGAAUCGGUGGGCUUCUUCAGUCUGUACACAGGAGAAAAAGCGAUGCAGGUAGAUGUAAGCCCAAACUCACUCAACUUGUCAUAUCCACUGGGAAAUUCGUCAAGCAAUUUCACUUUCCAUCUCUCUUCGAACCCGCUCGGGGAGACGCGGGAUAUUACUAGCCUCAAGGAUAUUUACGGGAUGGAUGUCGAAGUAAUUGGUGGUACUGUCAGUCCGGAUCCUUCAAUCGCCUUUUGUGGGUUGAUAGGAGGCGACUGUGAUAUUAUCCAUGAUUUCGAGUUUUGGAGCUUGACGUUCAAUCUACCCAAGGGUAGUUCUGACGUUCCGAGCAUUCAUUCAUCUUAA